Messenger RNA from Carassius carassius (crucian carp), 1902 nucleotides. RefSeq names its product transmembrane protein 184A-like. Gene Ontology annotation, cellular component: early endosome membrane. NCBI's taxonomy places the organism in Eukaryota, Metazoa, Chordata, Actinopteri, Cypriniformes, Cyprinidae. Gene Ontology annotation, molecular function: transporter activity. The record is from RefSeq and is a predicted model, not a curated record. The transcript is spliced from 9 exons. Gene Ontology annotation, biological process: transport. The coding region runs from base 462 to 1742 and encodes 426 amino acids.
UGUCACGUGACCAAAGACUAAUGUCAAGGUCACGUGACCUGGGUGUGUGGUUGUGUUGCGACGUACAUACACCUGCCCUAAUUUGACACGGAGCGAAUAGAUUGUUGGUCUGGAAUCGGGAAAAGCUUUUAGGAAGAUAAUCGUGGAUAGUUUUUUUUUUCGCUUCAGUAUUUUAUACAAUGAUUAAUUAGUGUUCGGGCAGUUUCCAGCGAGCUGACUGUCCAUCAGACCUGUCAAGAGUUAAACGAGGAAGUGCGCUUGACUCAUCAUCGCUGUCGUCGCUCGGGCCAUAUCCACCUAUGGCUACAAGUCGUAUAUAUUCAUCUGUUUUUAAUCACUAAUGUAUGCAGUGUGUUUAUUAUUUUAGUCCCAGUGCGAUGUUCAGAGUCAAGCGACGUUUACGGUGAAGUUACUCGAGUUUGAUCGCACUAAACUCUUACAGGUGUCGACACUGAAGCAGGAUGAAUGAGUCCGGGUCCACUGCGACAAAUUUCAGCACUCUGUCAGUGGAUUCAGAUAAAAACAUAGAUAAUUCAAUCCCUUUGUCGUCAUUCUCAAUGCUGUCAAACAUAACCUACAUGUCUAACAUGACCGUGAUCAGAUCAAGUAAUGGGACUGAAGUAGUGGGGGACGACCAGCUCUUCCUCAACACCCGCACGGCCCAAGCCUUGUCAGGGAUUUUCGUUUGGUCUGCGCUCAUCAUCACCUGUCAUCAGAUAUACCUUCACCUAAAGUCGUACACGGUGCCAAAUGAGCAGCGCUACAUCAUCCGCAUCCUUUUCAUCGUCCCCAUCUAUGCUUUCGACUCCUGGCUCAGCCUGCUGUUCAUCAGUAAUGACCAGUAUUAUGUGUAUUUCGACUCUGUUCGUGACUGUUAUGAAGCAUUUGUGAUAUACAACUUCCUGAGUCUGUCUUUUGAGUUCCUUGGAGGAGAAAGUGCCAUCAUGUCGGAAAUAAGAGGAAAGCCUAUUCAGUCUAGUUGCCUCUAUGGUACAUGCUGUUUGGUAGGAAUGAGUUACUCCAUUGGCUUCCUGAGAUUCUGCAAGCAGGCCACACUUCAGUUCUGUGUCGUGAAGCCCAUCAUGGCUGUCAUCACCAUCCUUCUGCAGGCUUUUGGCAAAUAUCACGAUGGAGAUUUUAAUGUAACGGGAGGUUACCUUUACAUCACCAUCAUCUACAACAUCUCUGUCAGUUUGGCUCUGUAUGCCCUAUUCCUCUUCUACUUCGCCACCAGUGACCUUCUCAGACCUUUUGAGCCUGUGCUCAAAUUCCUCACCAUCAAAUCCGUCAUCUUCCUCUCAUUCUGGCAAGGUAUGUUAUUGGCCAUUCUGGAGCGAUGUGGUGUGAUCCCGAAAGCUCUGGUCAUUGAUGGUCAUGAAGUGGGGGCUGGUACAGUGGCAGCUGGUUGGCAGAACUUCAUCAUCUCCAUCGAAAUGUUCUUCGCCUCCAUCGCCCUCCGCUACGCCUUCACCUCCAGUGUGUACCGCGAGAAGAAGAGUGAAGCACCAGAGAAUGUAGCACCUAUGCACAGCAUAUCCAGUGGCCUGAAGGAGACCAUUAACCAUGGAGACAUGGUUCAGGAUGCGAUCCACAACUUCUCUCCAGCUUACCAACAGUACACACAGCAGUCCACCCAGGAAGUGGUGCAACCCAACAUGAAUGGCAAACCAGGGACCAGCACCUCCAAGAGUUUGAAGAAAUCUGAUAAAGUGAUGCUGAUCGACACGGAUGAUGAGUUCUAGUGCCCCGUCUGUCCUGAUCUGUCUAUUUAUUUAAUCCGAAACGAAUUUGACUCUGAAGAACUUUGAGGACCCUAAUCAUGUAAAUCAGCUCCUGAUUUUUUUUAUUAAAUUUCUUUAAAGAGAGCUCAAUAAAGUGAUCUGAGCAGUUUCCUGACAAGUA